This is a messenger RNA of Megalobrama amblycephala (Wuchang bream), 2205 nucleotides long. RefSeq lists its product as uncharacterized. The transcript is spliced from 6 exons. The coding region runs from base 522 to 2075 and encodes 517 amino acids. The record is from RefSeq and is a predicted model, not a curated record. NCBI's taxonomy places the organism in Eukaryota, Metazoa, Chordata, Actinopteri, Cypriniformes, Xenocyprididae.
UGUUUGAGAUAGCAGUAUUGGUUUAUUUAAAAGCAUACAUUUUGAGGUUGAAAUCGGCUUGUUUUUCUGGGAUUCUAUCUCGCAGUAGGGGCGUGUCAUUGUCUGUGUGUAUUUCCAUACUGGAACCGGAUACGCCGGCUUUUGUUUCUUCCCGCCCUCCAAGGGAAGCGUGGCUACUUAUUUAUGCAGCGCUCUGACCGGCUCUGAUAUCAAAAUUCAGUGAAGAUGGACGUCGCAAAGAAUAUCGCAGACGAGCUGAACCGUGGCCGUUACACCGAAAAUGUUUUGAAGUACUUCUUCGAAAAGCCGGAUGAUUAUGAACAAGCGCUCACUGAUUCUGAAGACGAUCUGAGCGACGAUGAAAGCAGCAUAAUAAGACUGAAUAAUAUCCCUAAUCUGCAACUGAGCGAAGAUGAAGACGAGGAAGAAUGUAUCGGACUGGCGUCAGACGAGUUGGACCGUAAGAUAUCAGAAUUAUUGGACAUUUAGAGGCAAACAGACGCACAGUGCAAACUUCGGAGAUGGUUACAUCCACAAAGAAGACACCGACAAAGAGAAAGUGUGCCCGAACGACUUAUUUCAUUGGAGGCAACGAGAUCUGCAAGAAUACUUUUCUGUUUCUUAUGGGCAUUGGCAAAGACACCCUGGCUGAUAUAGUCAAACACUAUGAGGAGAAUGGCGCAAGACCACGUUUGAGGAAGAAGCACUCACUGCCACGUCCGCCAGCCAGGUUCAUCAGGCCUGAGGAUAUCAACAGAGUUGUGGACUUCAUAAAAAACUAUGCAGAAGACAAUGCCAUCAUGCUGCCUGGCCGACAGCCUGGGCAUAAGGAUUGGCAUGUGAAGUUGCUGCCAACUCAUGUGUCCAAGGCCUCAGUGUGGCGUCUCUACGUGAAGUCUGCUAAGGAGCUUGGUGAGCGUGCAGUUUGUAAAACCAGCUUCAAAGCACUGUGGGACCGACUUCUCCCACACAUCAAAAGUUGCCGGCCACGCACAGAUCUCUGCUGGCAGUGCCAAAGCAAUAAUGAGCAGCUGAUACGAAGUGCAAACCUCCCAGAUGACAGAAAGUCUGAAGCAGUAAAGAAGCAACAAGAUCAUCUUUCCCUUGUGCAGAAAGAGAGGGCUGUGUACAACGACAUGACUGCUGCCUGCAAAAAGAUUUGCUCUGGCUCUAACCUGUCUUUUGGACCGUCCCUACCAGCAAGCAAGAAGAUUAGGAUGCAUUACAGUUUUGAUUUUGCUCAGCAGUUACACUUUCCCUCAAACCCUCUCCAGCCAGGACCAAUGUACUUCCUGACCCCACGGAAAUGUGGCCUAUUUGGUGUUUCCUGUGAAGGGCUGCAGAAACAGGUGAAUUACCUGAUUGAUGAAGGCAUGUCAUCUACUAAGGGAAGCAAUGAAGUUAUCAGCUACAUGCAUCAUUUCUUCGGCAACUUUGGAGUUGGAGAAACAGAGGUGGAUCUUCAUUGUGACAACUGUAGUGGGCAGAACAAGAACAACUUCAUGCUCUGGUACCUUGCCUGGCGGGUUGGACACAAGCUUCACGAUAAAAUUGAAAUCCACUUCCUUAUUGCUGGCCACACCAAGUUUUCCCCUGACUGUGGCUUUGGACUCAUCAAGCAAGCCUACAUGAAGACAAGAGUCAACACUUUGGCAGACAUCGCUGAGGUUGUGGAAAACAGCUCUCCUGUGAGUCACCUCAAUAUCCCACAGCUUGUUGGAAUGGCAGAGGGCAAAGUUUUAGUCCAGACCUUCGACUGGCAGCAGCAUCUGACUCACCACUUCCGUACACUCCCACAGAUCAAGAGUUAUCAGCACUUCAGCUUUGAUGCCAAGAGACCAGGUGUGGUGCUUGCAAAAACUCACUGUGAUGCACAACCUGUCGAAUAUCAGCUACUGCGCGACGGAGCAGAUCUGCCCUCUAUCGACGGUCUUUCUGUCCUGGCCCCACCUGGACUGAACAUUGACAGGCAGACCUAUCUGUAUGAAAAAAUCAGGCCAUUCUGUGCUGACGAGGCAAGAUACAUCACAUGCCCAGCGCCAAGGGUCACAACACAGAAGAGACCGCGAAUGUAAUAUCAUUGGACUGUGUCACAAAGACCUUUGUCUUAUGCUGCUAUUACCAAGUAAAAGUGGUACUUUUGGUACAUACUUGGAUUCAUACUCAUGCCCUGGAAAGUUUUUGAAAAUAAACAUACAUAGAUAC